AUGAAAGUAACCGUGAGAAAGAGAAAGGCAAAGUCGCUGCCUGAGCUGGUCCAACUGAGCAUAGAUUCGUUUCCCGUCACACACAGAUUUUUCGAUAUUGGAAGUGAGGAGAAGCCGCUUGUAUCGGAACGAUUGCGAACCCGGAACAGAGACUUUCAUAAUUUCUACACCAUCUCUUCCGUCGCCAAAGUUAAACGUUUUCCAAAACUGGUCGACACCUAUGACGUGAAUUACGAUUCGUCGACCCUGCAGAGACUUGAAAUCACGGCUAAAAUAUUGCAUACGCGAAGUUGUCCUGUCACGUGA
Oikopleura dioica is the source of this 306-nucleotide messenger RNA. The record is from the annotation of a GenBank genome assembly. Lineage: Eukaryota; Metazoa; Chordata; Appendicularia; Copelata; Oikopleuridae.